GGCGUGAUGAUGAUGAUGAUGAUGAUGAUGAUGGUGUGGAGUCUGAGGCUCACACGCAUGAAUCAGUGAAGUAGAGUUGUUUCCUGGAGGGAUGUUUGAUGCUGUCCUCACCCUUGCACUUAAGUUUUAUUGGCGCUGGAAACAAAGUCUGUCUGAAGACUCGCGCGCUCUUUGGAACUGAAUUUACGCGUCUAGAAUAUUUCCUUAAUCUAAGGACGCGAUUCAGGAUUCAUGAAGCAGGAUUGACUGAAGGUAGAAUUUAGCGCAUUUUAGCAGUGCAAAAUGUGCGAAAAAAGCGACAACCACUUUGGAACGGACGCUUCUCAGACUGGGCAGAUGAAAAGCUCCGAUGGAAACUUCGAUCAGGUUGAAAUCUCCGAAUGUAGAGACAUUGUUCCUACCUGUAACGCGCGCUUAUACCGGAGGCGAUGGCUCAUUUUGUGUCUCUUUAGCUCUUAUUCGCUUUGCAACGCGUUCCAGUGGAUCCAGUACGGAAUCAUCAACAACAUCUUCAUGAAAUUCUACAACGUCUCUUCAUUCGCCAUCGACUGGCUGUCAAUGAUCUAUAUGCUGACUUACAUCCCCUUCAUAUUUCCAGUGACAUGGCUGUUGGAGAGGAAGGGGCUGCGGGUGAUCGCUCUGCUCGCAGCCUCGAUCAACUGCGUGGGAACGUGGAUCAAAGUGGCCAGCGUUCAGCCCAACCUGUUCUGGGUCACGAUGCUCGGACAGUUCGCCUGUUCCUUUGCGCAGGUGUUCAUUUUGGGAAUGCCGUCUCAGGUCGCGUCCGUGUGGUUCGGAUCUGAUGAAGUGUCCACCGCCUGCGCCAUCGGCGUGUUUGGAAACCAGCUUGGCAUUGCUAUUGGCUUCUUGAUCCCGCCGGUUCUUGUGCCCAACGUGGAUGACAUGAAUGAACUGGCUCAACACAUCAGCGUCAUGUUCUACAUCACAGCCGCUGUGGCCAGCCUCAUCUUUCUGCUGGUCGUGUUUGUGUUUCAGGAAAAGCCUGAAAUCCCUCCGUCUCUGGCUCAGGUAGCGCUCAGAGACGUGCCCACCGCUCAGUACUCAUACCUGGCUUCAAUCGCAAGACUUUUCCGCAACAAGCCCUUCAUCCUCCUCCUCAUCAGCUAUGGACUAAACGUUGGAUGUUUCUAUGCCGUUUCCACCCUGUUGAACAGGAUGAUAAUAGAGCAUUACCCUGGUGAAGAGGUGAAUGCUGGGAGAAUUGGCUUGACUCUCGUCAUCGCUGGCGUGGUCGGCUCUCUGCUCUGUGGAAUCUGGCUAGACAAGACCAAGACUUAUAAGCAGACAACGCUCUCAGUGUAUCUGCUGUCGUUUGUGGGGAUGGUGAUCUACGCAUUCACCCUGAACUUGGGUCAUCUGUGGGUUGUGUUCCUCACAUCAGGACUGCUGGGGUUCUUCAUGACGGGUUAUCUGCCGCUGGGCUUUGAGUUUGCAGUGGAGCUCACGUACCCAGAGUCAGAGGGAACAUCAUCUGGACUGCUCAACUGCUCAGCGCAGAUGUUUGGAAUCGCAUUCACCAUCCUUCAAGGCAAAAUCAUCGAUCACUUCAGCACAUUGGCCGGAAACAUCUUCCUCUGUGUGUUCCUCCUCAUCGGCUCCAUCAUGACAGCACUCAUAAAAUCUGACCUGCGGCGACAGAAGGCCAACAGUCAACCUCAGACAGAGGUGAACGCUGACUCAUCCUUACAUUCCCAAGAUGGAAAAUCAUUACCGGUAAAAGAGGUGAAGAUGUGAAGAUGGAAACUAUUGGAAUCACACUCCCUUCUCUCCAUAUGAACCAUCAUACGCAUAAAUCCUCCUGAACUUACACAGCCAAUAUCUGAACAAUGAUGGCUCAAACACAGGUGAAAGUACAGUAAGAUUCCUACCUUUAACCCUUUGCUGUUCAUUCAUGAAACACAAGUGCAAAAAAUUGGAGACUGUUGAAUUCAAUUUGCACAAGUAUGGUUGCUUGUGUUUCAUGUUGUAAUGUGUAAUUUUCUAUGCCUAAUGUGUAUCAUGAUGUUUGCAUGAUGGCUCCUUAGAUCUGACCUAAACUUUAGUUACGAGAAGAACUAAAUGUUUUUAUCACUAGAAGUACUAGUAUGAAGUGUCUAAUCUAGGAAAUUAGAGAAGAAAGUAUUUUGGGAAUAUCUGCAAUGAUUAAUGUGUGUUAUAGUGUGCAAUGUAAUGUGUGAUUGAUUACAGUGCCCUGCAUCAUAUUU
Messenger RNA from Sinocyclocheilus anshuiensis, 2225 nucleotides. RefSeq names its product FLVCR choline and putative heme transporter 2a (gene flvcr2a). Gene Ontology annotation, molecular function: heme transmembrane transporter activity; heme binding. The coding region runs from base 283 to 1755 and encodes 490 amino acids. Lineage: Eukaryota; Metazoa; Chordata; Actinopteri; Cypriniformes; Cyprinidae. Gene Ontology annotation, biological process: heme export; transmembrane transport. The record is from RefSeq and is a predicted model, not a curated record. The transcript is spliced from 10 exons. Gene Ontology annotation, cellular component: membrane.